UAUUACUUGCUGAUUUGACUGGAACCGGUACAGACUUUAAAAUAAAGCUGCAGUGACUCGAGGACUGAAAGAAGAAACUUAAACAGAGGACCAAAAACUAAAGACACUGAGGAAACUUGUUUGGCAGGAUUUCUGUUUUGUUUGCAGGGUGAGACUUGAUCUUUGAACUGAUUUCUUUUGAGAAACUACUUUGCUCUGCGCUCGCAGGUUAGAAAUUCAUUUUGUUUUCUAGCUUGCGACUCAUAUUUACUCCUUCCCAGGCAACUUUUUUGACUGUUGAAAUGGGAAAUGUCACUGCAACUUACAAAUGUGACAAUGACCGUGAGCUUCCACACAAGGAACUGUAUAAGUUCUAUGCAGCUGUCAUGAUUAUAAUUUUCAUCUUGGCUUUGCCUCUGAAUGCAUCCGUCCUCCACCUCUUCAUAUUCAAGCUCAAGUUCUGGAAAUCCAAAUCAAAUCACUUCUUCCUCUUUAACCUGGUGUUGGCCGACAUCCUCCUGCUGAUCUGCAUGCCUGUAAAGGUGCACAACUUCAUCCAGGAACAAAGAUAUACACAUAUGAUCAUCUCCAAAGCCGUGCUUUUCACGCUGUUUUUAAACCGCGGAGCCAGCAUCGCCUUCCUAACAGUGAUUUCCAUUGAUCGGUAUUUUAAGGUGGUGCACCCUGGUCAAAAAGGUAUCCUAAAAAUGCUCAAGAAAGCGCCACAGAUCUCGAUCAUGAUCUGGGUGCUGCUUCUGCCUCUCACCAUCCCCUCGAUGCUGAAAAGUAUUCACUGCAGCAGCCUCGAUUCAGAAAGAUAUACCCUGAUCACGGAUGUGGUGGACGGCAUACGAGAGACGGUCAUCUUUACUCAGAUCUUUAUCCCCUUUUUCAUCCUGGUCUACUGCACUGCGUGCAUCGUCAAGCGACUCAAGACAAAAACAGUCGGGGAUGAGAAAAAGCUGAAAAGAGCGGUCUUUGUGGUCAUUACUGUCAUGGUGGUCUUCUCGUUCUGCUUUCUCCCCGGCGCCAUAGCGAGGAUGGUCUUGGUGAUCAUUCGGGUCCAGGAGAAGUCUGAUACCAUCCAGGACAAAGCUGGAGUGGCCUUUGAUGGCUUCAUGGUCCUUUCCUACAUCGACUGCCUGCUCGAUCCGCUGGUCUACUGCUUCUGUAGCAGCAAGUUUAAAGCGCUCUAUCUCUCCAGUUACUUCCCAUUUUUACUGAAAGGAGCUCCACAGGCAACAGACCCCUCAACAGGAACCCCACCACAGCCUGCACGCAGUACUGUCAUUUGAAGGUCAUGAAAACAGAGGAGGAAGAGUUUCUCUCUGUGGUGACACCAUAUCAAAAACACAGCAUACCACCUGAAAAUGAAGAUUCACCAAAAACACACUUACUUCAUGAAAGGGGACUAUGAGGUUAAAGUGCACUGUGGAGAUAAGGCAUAUAAGUAUUUGUCUACUUUCUCAAGAUUUUUAAAACAUGCGGAAAUACAAACACACAUGUUUAUGAGCCCUGUAGCUAUAUCACAACAGUGAUGGCAGAAAUGUUUCUUUCAUUAUCACUGUUUACAAUGUGGGUUAAAAUUACUGUAGAAAAUUGCCGGGAUCGUUUCUUGUAAACUGAUUUAUGAGUCACAAUAAACCGUACCUUGUUAUGUUGAGAGCACCUCGAUGAUACCAGUUUGACAGCCCAGCUCGUCUUACUGAAGAGUAAAAUUUCCCUGAAUAACUCUUACUGUGUAAAUCAUGAAUCAUGCCUCCUGGCAGACACUAAAAUGGGUCACCCCGGGGUGAUCUCAUUCACCUUAAUGACAUCAUCAAUAGCUAUAAUGCAGUGAGAAAGGACAUGGCCUUCGAUCACUGUCUGGCUAUAAACAGGUACCUUACUCAUUCAAGUAAUCAGUCAGAUUGAGUCUGCUCAGUCUGUGUUUGUGGUUUCAUCUGUAAUUUCGAUCAUCGGGGGGUUAAAGGUGAAUCACUGUAUGUAUUCAGGGCAUUUGAAGCAUUGUUUGAACUGCUGAAUCUCACCUAAAAACGAUGGUUAUUUUUUCUUUCUGGUGGAUUUUCUCGUUUGCUGUUGAAAUACUUUUGUAUACAGAGGGGAAAAAAAAAACACUGUAAAGGUUCCUGUCAGCCCACCUAUCAAUACAGCAUGGUCUCUUUUUGUAGUAUUAUUUAUAGCCUACUCUUAAUUUAUUAAUGCAAAUAAUUUUGGAUAUAUAUAUAUAUA
Archocentrus centrarchus (flier cichlid) is the source of this 2211-nucleotide messenger RNA. Its product is annotated as hydroxycarboxylic acid receptor 2-like. Gene Ontology annotation, molecular function: G protein-coupled receptor activity. The record is from RefSeq and is a predicted model, not a curated record. Gene Ontology annotation, cellular component: membrane. Gene Ontology annotation, biological process: G protein-coupled receptor signaling pathway. Bases 282 to 1274 code for a protein of 330 amino acids. The transcript has 2 exons. NCBI's taxonomy places the organism in Eukaryota, Metazoa, Chordata, Actinopteri, Cichliformes, Cichlidae.